GAAGUGCUCUACAUAGCUAACUUAAAAUUACUUGAUGGUUCGGUGUUAGCAACCUCUGAUAUCUGCUUUAUCAAUUAACUUUAUUCAUUAACUUUAGGUAGUCAACAACAGAACUGUUUUUAAUGCAUAAUGAAUUUAUUGGGAACGUUGAUACUCUGGAUGGUCUCUGCUGUUUCUGGCAAAUCAGAUGAUGACGGUAUGGUGCAAAUACCUGGAGGGCGUUUUAGAAUGGGCACAAAUUCAGCAGACGGAAGAGAUGGCGAAUCGCCAAUAAGAGAGGUGUCUGUUGGACCCUUCGCCAUUGACAAAUACCCCGUCACAAAUUCAGGUUUCAGGGAAUUUGUUAGAUCACAGAAAUACAAAACCGAAGCAGAGGCUUUCGGUUGGAGCUUUGUUUUCCAGGAUUUUGUAUCAGAGGAGCUGAAGAGCAAAGUAACGGAAAAGAUUGAAUCCGCUCCUUGGUGGCUACCGAUUGAGAAAGUGUUUUGGAGACAGCCUGCUGGGCCUGGCUCCGGGAUCAAGGAUCACCUGGACAAGCCAGUGGUGCAGGUGAGCUGGAAGGACGCAGGGGCGUUCUGUGCAUGGAGAGGCAAGAGGCUUCCCUCCGAGGAGGAGUGGGAGUUUGCAGCCAGGGGCGGUCUCGAAGGAAGGACGUACCCUUGGGGCAAUAAGUUUCAGGCAAACCGCACCAACCUAUGGCAGGGUACAUUUCCAGAUGAGGACACUGCAGAGGAUGGUUACCAUGGAAUCUCCCCUGUCACGGCUUUCCCUCCACAGAAUGACUACGGGCUGUAUGACAUGAUGGGGAACGUCUGGGAAUGGACCUCCACCCAGUUCCACGGAUCGCAGCGCAUGUACGUCCUGCGAGGGGCUUCCUGGAUCGACACUGCAGAUGGAUCGGCCAAUCACAGAGCACGGGUCACCACCAGGAUGGGCAACACACCGGACUCUGCCUCUGAUAACCUGGGUUUCCGCUGUGCGGCUGGUCCUGCCCCGAAACACCAGAACACCAAGCCCAAAACAGACCUUUAAAAAGAGCCCAAACCUUCAGGAUGAGAACGCUCAUGUCUGGAGAGGCAGGAACUGCCGGUUCUCUCCUGUGGAGAUUCUCAGACCCAAAACAACUACCUUUUUAUGUGAAUCUUCCGUUUUCAGACCCUACUGUGAAAUAGUUACCUUAAUAAAAAGGGAUCAUUUUUAACCA
Megalops cyprinoides (Indo-Pacific tarpon) is the source of this 1204-nucleotide messenger RNA. RefSeq names its product sulfatase modifying factor 2 (gene sumf2). The transcript is spliced from 9 exons. The coding region runs from base 130 to 1032 and encodes 300 amino acids. The record is from RefSeq and is a predicted model, not a curated record. NCBI's taxonomy places the organism in Eukaryota, Metazoa, Chordata, Actinopteri, Elopiformes, Megalopidae. Gene Ontology annotation, cellular component: endoplasmic reticulum.